Hypoxylon trugodes is the source of this 2113-nucleotide messenger RNA. RefSeq names its product UV excision repair protein Rad23. Gene Ontology annotation, cellular component: nucleoplasm; cytosol. The record is from RefSeq and is a predicted model, not a curated record. Gene Ontology annotation, biological process: proteasome-mediated ubiquitin-dependent protein catabolic process; nucleotide-excision repair. The transcript is spliced from 7 exons. The coding region runs from base 376 to 1542 and encodes 388 amino acids. Lineage: Eukaryota; Fungi; Ascomycota; Sordariomycetes; Xylariales; Hypoxylaceae. Gene Ontology annotation, molecular function: polyubiquitin modification-dependent protein binding; damaged DNA binding; proteasome binding.
GUAAAUCUUUGGUGUGGUAAGCAAAUCAGUUUGCACUAGCCGCCCGCCACUUACCCGCUGCCGCGACACAUCAUUAACUGCUACCUGAAAUCAAAAGACUUUUGAUUAGACCUUCCAGUUUCCUGCUGAUUUCCACCUACAACCACCCGACGACUUCCUUUUUAUUUUUUUUACUCGGGUCAGAGCACAAAACCUCUCCGACUUACUUUCCCUCCGUCGUUCCACCUUCACCCAAAAUCAAGGUCUUGCCCAAUUUCUUGCGAUUCCUUGCCCGACCAAGUCUUCCUCUACCCCUCCCCUCACUCUUUUUAUUUCACACAACCCUACGCCGAUCUCCGAAGCAGCUUAUUUUGAAGCUGCCCAUCAACUGCCAAGAUGAAGGUCACCUUCAAGGAGUUAUCGAACCAAAAGUUCACCCUAGACGUCGAGCCGAGCGAACAGAUCUCGGCCUUAAAGCAAAGAGUCUCCGAAGAGAAAGGAUGGGACCCUAAGGCUCUGAAGCUCAUCUACUCAGGCAAGAUUCUGAAGGAUGAGGAGACCGUCGCCUCCCACAAGAUCGAGGAGAAGGGCUAUGUUGUCUGUAUGGUGAGCAAGCCCAAGACUGCUCCCGCCACUACGGCUGCUGCCUCUUCGUCCAGCGCCGCUCCAGAGACCCCAGCACGAUCCGCCGCCGCGACACCUGCUGCCCCCGCCGCGCCGACCCAGGCUACCACAGCUGCUCCUGCUGUUCCAGCUACUCCCUCACCUGCUGCGCCUGCUAGUGGCAACGUUGGCGACACUUCUAUGGCCAUGGGCGAGGCACGAGCUGGCGUUAUCGCCAACAUGGAAGCCAUGGGUUUCGAGCGAUCCCAGAUUGAGGCGGCUCUGCGCGCCGCAUUUUACAACCCUGAUCGUGCUGUUGAAUACCUUCUGAACGGUAUCCCGGAGAGUGCUCGUCAGGCCGAGUCUCAGCGAGAGGCUCCCUCCGCACAACCCGCAGCAGGUGCUGCUGCUAUUGGGGGCGCAGCUGAUGAACCUGAGCCCGAGGCUGAGGGUGGCAAUGUCAACCUCUUUGAUUUGGCCGCUCAACAAGGUCGAGGAGGCAGCCGCGGUGGAGCUGGAGCUGGAGCCUCAGCUGCUGCUGCAGCUGCCGCUGCCGCUGCUAACCCCGGUGGUCAGACCCUCGGUAACCUUGAUUGGCUGCGUAACAACGCCCAAUUCCAGCAACUCCGACAGGUCGUCCAACAACAACCGCAGAUGCUCGAGCCGAUUCUACAGCAGCUUGGCGCUGGUAACCCUCAACUCGCGCAGUUGAUUUCCCAGAACCCCGAGCAAUUCUUGAACCUUUUGGGUGAGGCUGGGGAUGAUGAUGCACCUCUGCCCCCUGGUGCUCAGACUAUUGCUGUGACGGAGGAGGAGCGAGAUGCUAUUGAGCGACUAUGCCGAUUGGGUUUCGAUCGAGAUGCGGCGAUCCAGGCUUACUUUGCCUGCGACAAGAACGAGGAGUUGGCCGCCAACUUCCUAUUCGACCAGCCGGAGGAUGAUGAUCCGCCUCAGAACUGAUUUGCAUGGGUGAAUAGUGGUCCAGUUGUCAUCCAUCACGUCUUCCACGAUCUUAAGCCAGCCUCACGAUAUCCGACACGGCGCGUUAUAACUGCGCCAAUCCUCUUUAUUAAUGGCUAUAUUUGCUAUGCCUAAUGAUUUGACAUUUUGAGGCGGACAUCAUAAAGGUUUCAUUCGGAUCGACCCUUUCCAUAUGCACUAAGGGUCUUUCCGAUUUUCCCCCUUCCCCUUUUUUGCCCCCAUUCUGAAAUACGCAGUGAUUUCGGGGCAAGGCAUUGGAGUUCACCUCACGGUGUAUCUCCUAUCCCAACGAAUUGACAGGGAAGGAAAACGAAAGGUAGAGGAACCGAGUCUAGCUUAGUUCUGAAUUUUACACGAUGAUUUCCCAGUGACGAAGGAUCGGACAUCCGGAAGUUCUUCAACGUGACACCUUUUGUACAUGCCCCAUUUUCUUCGACAUGUUCUUUUGUGAUACCUUAUGAGAUGCAUGGUGCAUAGUACCUAUAACUAGUUCAUUUAUCAUGAUGCUGGUGUAAUUAGGUAAUAAUGGAAAUAGGUUUCGACACUUGCA